Messenger RNA from Rubroshorea leprosula, 545 nucleotides. Lineage: Eukaryota; Viridiplantae; Streptophyta; Magnoliopsida; Malvales; Dipterocarpaceae. The record is from the annotation of a GenBank genome assembly.
GAAACAAGCCCUAGACGAACAGGAAAUGGAUCUAGAAGUGGUGGGGCACCACGCGCUGCUCUUUGAUGAUGAUGCGAUGGCGUCGUUUGUCAGCUCCCAGGAGGCGCUCGUCGAGUGGAACUCUCUCUUCAUCGAUCGAUACGACGUGCGUCACCUCCUGUCCUCCCCUCCUCCCCCUCGCAAAAGGCGGUGCCACCCUUCCUCUCCGAUGCCAAAUCCGGAUGGUCAUUUGGAGUCUGAGCUCGAUGUCGAACGUUAUCAGGAUUUACCUCCUCCUUCUCCAUCACCAACCGAGAGCCAAGGUAAAAACAGCCGAUUUUGUUAGUUUUUAUUUUCAAAUCUGUAGCUUUGGCCAAGUUAUUUCUGCUAUGUUUUCUUUAGUUUUUGUUGGUUCUGAUACUGCAAAGACAUAUAACUCUUCCCGGAUGAUUUAUGAUUAUCCAAUUGAAAGCAUCUUUUUUCUGCUGGAUUAACCAAUUUUGCUUGCAAUAUUGAAAAGUUUUAGUCUUUUGGUUAGAAGAAGAUGCUAAGAUGGAGUGUCCUUU